UAUAUAAAUAUACAUAUACAUACAAUUACUGUGUUGCAGAUUGCAGUAGUCGAAAUUAAUUAACAUGAAAUCUGAGGAAAUUAAUAAUUACAAUAAUAAUAAUAAUAAUAACGCUAAUUAUUAUUCAAACAGAGAAGGCGAUGAAGAAUUAUAUAGCGUACCUAUAAAUUUCAAACAACUAAUUUCUUCUCCGCUGCCGAAUCCAAAUCCGAGUUUUGAAAUUUUUGAUAGUAUCGUACCAAAUGCGUUUCCGUUACCGAAUAUCGUACCAAAUCUGUUUUCGAUGAAUUGUAUAGAGCCGAUUAGUGUUGAUCAGUCGGAGGAGAAGAAUCUAACGGCGGAAAUGAUGAUGAUAGAUUCAACGAACAACAACACGAAGAUGAUGAUGACGAAGAGAAGGAGAUCGUCUUCGUCGUCGUCGUUGGGGGAAUCGAUUGAGAAGAGGCAAAUUAGAAUGAGUAAGAAUCGAGAAUCGGCUGCAAGGUCCAGAGCCAGAAAACAGGCUUAUAUGAAUGAGUUGGAGCAGAAAGUUGAAAAGUUGAGCCACAUGAAUGAAAAGUUGAGCAACAUGAAUGCCAUUCUUCUACAAGGGGAGAAGGAGGCAGAGAGAGAGGAAGAUUGGUCGGUGGGGAGGAUUACAAAGCUUUCUGCUCCAUACACUAAUUUCCAACCAAUACCAUUACUUACCAAUACCAAGUAUUCGGUUUUUUUUUUUGUUAAAAAUUCUUCUUUAAUAUUUGUACCAAAUAUAAUAUGUUUGGCUCACAAGAGAGCUAGUGGCCAACACAAUGUAAAACUAUAAAAUAAUAUAUAUUCUUUUUUUUUUUUAAUUUAUUUUACAUGUAAUUUUUUUAAAAAAUUAAAUUAUUAAGAAGGAGGUGCAUGGCACCAUCUGCCUCCAUUACCCCAUAUACUGGUUUUUUAACUUUUACGGUAUAAGUUUUUAAAGUGGUUGCAGCCCUAGUUGAAAUAAUGGUU
Molecule: messenger RNA, 978 nt
Organism: Cannabis sativa
Lineage: Eukaryota; Viridiplantae; Streptophyta; Magnoliopsida; Rosales; Cannabaceae
Product: bZIP transcription factor 27-like
Exons: 3
Coding region: 65-802 (245 amino acids)
Biological process (GO): positive regulation of DNA-templated transcription
Cellular component (GO): nucleus
Molecular function (GO): DNA-binding transcription factor activity
Source: RefSeq, a predicted model, not a curated record